Parascedosporium putredinis is the source of this 1077-nucleotide messenger RNA. The record is from the annotation of a GenBank genome assembly. Lineage: Eukaryota; Fungi; Ascomycota; Sordariomycetes; Microascales; Microascaceae.
AUGCAGGAUUCCGUUUCCAAGUUCGCCAACGAUGUCAUCCUUCCCAAGGUCCGCGACAUGGACGAGGCGGAGGCCAUGGACCCCACCAUUGUAGAGCAACUAUUUGAGCAAGGAUUCAUGGGAGUCGAGAUCCCCGAAGAGUUCGGAGGCGCCGGGAUGAACUUCACGUCGGCCAUUAUUGGCAUUGAGGAGCUCGCCCGCGUUGAUCCCAGUGUCAGUGUCAUGGUUGACGUCCACAACACCCUCGUCAACACGGCCUUUAUGAAGUGGGGAUCCAACACCCUCAAGAAAAAGUACCUUCCCAGGCUGGCCACUAACGCCGUUGGUUCCUUCUGCCUGUCGGAGCCUGUCUCCGGCUCUGACGCUUUUGCCCUCGCAACCAAGGCCGAAGAGACAAGCGACGGUUACAAGAUCUCUGGAUCCAAGAUGUGGAUCACGAAUGCGCUGGAGGCCGAUCUCUUCAUCGUUUUUGCCAACCUCGACCCCAGCAAGGGCUACAAGGGUAUCACUGCUUUUGUCGUGGAGAAGGACUUCAAGGGCUUCUCCAUCGCGAAGAAGGAGAAGAAGCUCGGUAUCCGAGCUAGCAGCACUUGCGUCCUCAACUUUGACGACGUCGUUGUUCCCAAGGAGAACGUCCUCGGCGAGAAGGGUCAGGGCUACAAGUACGCCAUUCAGAUCCUCAACGAAGGCCGCAUCGGUAUUGCCGCGCAAAUGACCGGCUUGGCUCUCGGCGCUUUUGAGAACGCGGUCAAGUACGUCUGGAACGAGAGGAAGCAGUUCGGCCAGCUCGUUGGCGAAUUCCAGGGCAUGCAGCACCAGAUUGCGCAGUCAUACACCGAAAUCACGGCGGCGCGCCAUCUCGUCUACAACGCGGCUAGGAAGAAGGAGGCUGGUGAGGAGUUCAUCAGGGAUGCUGCCAUGGCCAAGCUUUACGCGUCCCAGGUAGCCGGCCGCGUCAGUGGUUUGGCUGUCGAGUGGAUGGGCGGCAUGGGCUUCGUGAGGGAAGGCCUCGCCGAAAGUUCUUCCGCGAUAGCAAGAUUGGAGCUAUCUACGAGGGCACGAGCAACAUCCAGUUGA